Molecule: messenger RNA, 2525 nt
Organism: Pyrus x bretschneideri (Chinese white pear)
Lineage: Eukaryota; Viridiplantae; Streptophyta; Magnoliopsida; Rosales; Rosaceae
Product: calmodulin-like protein 30
Exons: 1
Coding region: 47-619 (190 amino acids)
Molecular function (GO): calcium ion binding
Source: RefSeq, a predicted model, not a curated record
GCAGUAUUCAUCGCAUUAUAAUUUAAUACCAUCUGAAGAAAAAACAAUGUCAAAUUUCAGCUUUUUCGGGUUUCAAUAUGGCACUCCAAGAAAGCCUCCAAACAAACCAGCUCCCCAAAUGAGUAAUAUCUCCAAAGAAAGAUCGAAAAGGUAUAGUUUUUCAAGGCCUUCAUCCCAACCAAAAGUGGAGGAAGUAAGGUACGUGUUCGAUAAAUUCGACACGAACAAAGACGGUAGGAUCAGCAGGGAGGAGUAUAAGUCGGCUCUCAAGACCCUGGACAAAGACAUUGCAGAGGAUGAGAUUGCCAAGACAUUCAAAGCCCUUGACUCUGAUGGGGAUGGCUUCGUUGGGUUCACGGAGUUUGUGGAAAUGUUCAACAUGGGAAAUGAUGAGGCGAGAAAGGCGGACAUCGAAAGUGCGUUUCGAGUGUUCGAUUUGGAUGGGAAUGGGAAAAUAAGUGCAGAGGAGUUGUCCUUGGUGUUGAAGAAGUUGGGAGAGAAUUGCAGCCUUGGGGCUUGUAGGAAUAUGGUGAAAGGUGUGGACUCUGAUGGUGAUGGUUUAAUCGACAUGAAUGACUUUACCAAGAUGAUGGGAGGCUUCAAAACACCAACUGCUUAAAGAUAUCAUAUAUAUAUAUAUAUAUAUAUAUAUAUGUGUUUGCUUCUGUACUUCAAUAAACUAUAUAAGCUGGAUGUCUGCCUUUGCUUCUAACAUUACAAUUUGCAAACACUAAAAUAAAUACAUCUUUUCUCUUUUGGAGCAUGUCUGACUAAUAAAACUAAUGAAUUUUAGUGACCUCAUCACAGUAUGCAAGGAAAACCAAAAGUUUCCUCGUAUAUAGGCCAACUUAAAAGUUUUUGUGCUCCUAAUUUAUAAGGCCCUCUGAGGUUGUCCUACUUGCCUAAAUCAGUAUUUGAUAUAAAAUAGACCUAAUUAGAUAAAUAGUUAUUGUGGUGAUAAGAUAAUAAAAGAUAGGCCCCAUGAUAAAAAAAAAAAUUAGGAUAUAUACUCUUAGAGUAGAAUCCGUUAACAAAUUUAGGCCAAAAAUAAUCUUUCCGUUAACAAUCCGUUAGGCAAGGUGUAAAACUGUACUUCCCUCUUCUUCCUCCUCCUCUGCGUCUACAGUUCAUUUCAUAUUAACAAGUCUUCGUCAUGAUCAAAACAAACAAAAAAACAAUUCUUCGUCAAGAAAACAAUUGAACUUCUGAUAAUCCUUAUCAGACGUACCAUUGAGAAUACAAUUGAAUUGUUCAUCAAUGACAUGAACCCGGUUUGUAUAGUGGGUACGAAUCGUGCCUUACCAUAUCACAAUUUCAUGGCUUUAUUUUUAUAACAGGGAAGCAGUUAAAUUCUUCUCCACACCCUUCACUGCAACACUCUUGUCCUCCAACCCCGAUUUCGGUACCAAUUCGGAGCUUCCAUUCCCGGCCGCCACCGGCGUUUUUGGGCGGUGAUUCCCUUCUGAUUGGCCGUAAAAGCUGUCGAAUUAUCAGAGUUGUGGGUGCUGUCCCUCUGAUUUUUCAAAAGGGUUGUCGGUUCGGGUGGAGUAGUACUAUACAUGGGUAUGAUUAGAGGUUUUGGCUGAACGUUUGAGGUCUGAUUCGGGUUCAAAAUUGUGGGUUGUGUUUGGUUUGCCAAAACAGGCGGUUGUUUAUUCAGUGGCAGAGAGAGGAGGAAGAAGGUGCUCAAUUCAAAGUAAAUUUUUACCCUUGGAUUUAACGGAUAAUUAAUAGAAAAAUCAUUUUUGGAUUAAAUUUGUAAAUGGAUUCUACUAUGAGGGUUUAAAUCCUAGUUUUUUUUACCACAAGACUAUCUUUCAAACUACCUUAUCAUCACGAGAACCGUUUAUCCGAUUAGGCUUAUAAAAUAUCAUAACUUUGACAAGUGUUUGUGCUUGCUUUGCCAGUUUUCAUGUUUAAAGUAUGAUCGAUCAUCUUAUGAAUAAAUCAAUUAAAAAAGAGGACGUUGUAAAAUAGCUUAACUAUAUGGCAUCUUAUGGAAGUCAAAAUAUAAAAAAAUGAUGAGAUUGUUGUGGAACAGUGGAUGUCCACUCAAAUAAAUUAAAUAAUGGGCAAGUUGUCAUUCCACUGUUUACCGAAGCUUGCUUUCUACGACUCCUAUUUUCUAUAUAAAUACAAACUCCACACAACAUUAAAGGAAGAAAUUCACGGAAGAGGAAGAGAGAAAAGAGAGGAAUAGGAGAAGAGAUAAUAGAGAGAGUUAUUUUUGUACUCCUAUUAUUCUAAAGUAUAAUGAAAACACCACUACUGCCCCGAGGAUGUACUCCAGUCACACUGACUGUAGAGGAACCUCAUAAAUUUUAUGGCUUGUUUAUUUAUUCCACUGCACCCAUCGUCGAUUUUACAACACGUUAUCAGCACGAAAAACUCUUGUGUCAGUGGAAAGCACAACGCCACAAAUCAGGUUCAUCUCCGUCAGCUAAAAUCUCCUAGAUAAGAAAAUCUUUCAUUUCAUCUUCAAAUUUUAUGUACUACUGAUUUUCUUGAAACAAUUAUAUAUCUUA